AUGGCUGAGCUUGGUUUACUUCUUGUUUUGUUUGCUUUCUGCAUUUUGUUCGUCUUCCUCCUGAUCAAAACCUAUGCAUCCAGUCAAUCCAAGGUCAUGACACCACAUCUGCUUCGAUCCGAAUCAAAGGGGAAAGCGUUCGAGCAGAACAAGAUCAUGCUUGUUUCAAACCUUCCUCCACACUACAAACUUCUUCGAACCCUUACUUCUGUUUCCGAUUCUGCGUCUGAUUUUGCAAUUUUAAGAAAGCCGUCGUCCAGGUCCUCUUCAAGUCAAGAGUAUUUUGGAAGAAACUCAAUUGUGGUUAGCUACAAUAACAACCUUCCUACACUGUGGCAUGCGUUGUAUCAUGAGCUACACAAGUUUGAGGCAUUCGAAGCGUUCUGGGCUCGGGCUAUAUUUCUUGCUUUCAAAUGA
This is a messenger RNA of Aspergillus eucalypticola CBS 122712, 417 nucleotides long. RefSeq lists its product as uncharacterized. The coding region runs from base 1 to 417 and encodes 138 amino acids. The record is from RefSeq and is a predicted model, not a curated record. Lineage: Eukaryota; Fungi; Ascomycota; Eurotiomycetes; Eurotiales; Aspergillaceae. The transcript has 4 exons.